AUGAGCAGAAAAGAGGAGAAUAUCAUGCAAGAAUAUUGGACGAAGAGAAAAUUGAAUAUAGGGAGACAAAAUAGCUAUGGGAGUUUAGGCAGUACCACCGACACCAGCAGCCUUCUACGAACCAUCUGGUCUGGUUACCUUCCAACCCACAUCCAGCCGAUCCUCGCAGCAAUGGAAGACAAGGACCUGGAUGACGUUGCAGAAGUUUCCGACAGCAUCAUUGACUCGGUCCACAGACAUACCAUAGCCAGUGCAACCCCCAAUAAUGGUCUCACAAUACAAAACCUGGUAGAGAUGGUCAACUUCCUCACAAUGGACCUCAACGGUCAGUGUUAUUAUUACCGGAGAUUUAAAGGCAGAUAUCAAAAAACGAAUGUAACACGUAUAUGCAUUUUGCAGGGUCUCAGGUAUGCAGUUAUAAUUGGAAGUAUUGGAACCACAUUAGGAUCAUGGAUAAAAGUAGCCGCUGUAGCUCCAGACAGAUUUUGGGUGGCGUUCUUGGGUCAAGCGAUUGUGGCCUUGUCUCAAAUUUUUAUUUUAUCAAUACCAGCUCGACUUGCAGCUGUGUGGUUCGGUCCAAGUCAAGUCUCAUCAGCAUGCAGUAUUGGAGUUUUUGGAAAUCAAAUGGGAAUCGCAAUUGGUUUUCUUAUUCCUCCAAUGAUUGUUAAUUCUGCAGAUCAAGCAUCUAGAACACACGAACUUUACAUUCUGUUUGGAUCUACGGCUGUGAUAGUCACUUUUGUGUUGAUGCUGAUCCUUAUAUUUUUCAAAGAAGAACCACCAACUCCACCCUCCUUAGCUCAAGUACAAGCAAAACGUGAAGACUCUGUUGAUUUCGUACAAUCAUUGAAGCGAUUAUUAUCAAAUCUUCAUUACGUAUUAUUGCUCAUAUCAUAUGGUAUUAACGUAGGAGUAUUUUAUGCAAUAUCAACCCUUCUUAAUCAGAUUGUCCUGAAAUAUUACCCGAACGGGUCUGCAGAUGCUGGUAGAAUAGGCUUGGUGAUUGUAUUAGCAGGAAUGGUAGGGUCUGUGAUAUGUGGCUACUUUUUGGACAAAUAUCAUAAAUUUAAGGAAACAAACAUGGCUGUAUAUGUAUUUUCACUCAUUGGAAUGGUUGUGUUUACUUUUACAUUAAACAGCGGCAUAGGGGUUGUUUACUUUACAUCAGGAUUACUGGGAUUCUUUAUGACUGGUCUCAUGCCAAUCGGUUUCGAAUUGGCAGCAGAACUGACAUUCCCAGAACCGGAAGGUACUUCCGCUGGAUUACUUAACGCAGCGUCACAAGUCUUUGGAAUAGCAUUUACGAAUAUUUAUUCCGUUAUAUUCGAAAAUGUAGGAACGACAUGGUCGAAUAUUGUAAUGAGCAUCUUUUUGCUUUUAGGGGCUAUUUUACUUUUCAUUGUUAAACCGAUGUAUAGGCGGCAGAAUGCCCAGUUCGAUGCUGAAGUGAUCAAAAAGUAAUUUUGUGCAAAGUCCCAUUUUACGCAAAUUAUAAUACAGUUUGACCAAGGUGAUAAUUAACCUAUAUACUUUUUUAAUAAGAAAAAAUAGAAACAGUUUUGGUCGUUACAAAUUUUGCAAAGGGAAUGAAUGAAAUAUUAUCCGUGGACAUGCAUUUUAGACUGAUUAAAUAAGCCAAAUUAUUCUUUUAAACAUUGAGUCAGUUUUAAAUUUUUGAUCGGACGAGAAGGGUUGAUCCUUCGGCAAAUCAUUGUGAUACAUAUCUAAUAAGAAGGAUAUUGAAAAUAGAUGUGUUGAGAAAUAUCAAUUAUUUAAACCCUAGACUGUUAUAUUUUUAGAAUUAAUAUUUUUCCGAAUGCUUUUAAAAAGUAAACCAAUCUAUCAUUAGAUUUAUAGCCAAAUUCUAAGACUUAUUUUUUUAAUAGAUAAGUAUCUACUUUGCUACAUACAACAAAUCAACUAUUUACAGUUUUUAAAUGAAAUUAAUUGGAUUGCAACCUUUUGAUAACCUUGACCCUGAAAUAUGUCAUUUUUCAAUAUCGAUACCUAUGAGUACAUAUGCACCUACAUUUUAGACGCAAAAGCCUCCUUCAGAUUUUCCUUAAAUUGAAAUCUACGUAAUUGAACCUAGUCUUAAAAUUAAAACGAUUUCGUAAUGUUAGAUUUGGUUAGGUUGGGGUAGAUUUCGAUCAGAUUAGGUAACGGGUAAUUUUCUGAGUUGUUCUAAAUCUCAUAGAAUAUCCCCAAAAUGGCAUUUUUUAAGUUCAAGGACAUGGGAAGGAUGUAAGCCAAUGUAAAUAAUUUCUAAGCAAGCAGAGUUAGAGUUUGCGUUUUGUCCUAAUGAUGAGUGAGAAGUGUACUUUUGCAUGAAAAAACAGAAAAAUUUAAUGUGUCAGAAUUUUGAAAACCUAUUUUUGCAGAAGAUUUUAGGAAGACCCUGUAUAUUGCCGUAUCUAAUAAGUAAAGCAUGUAUUGGAAGCUAUAAUUUUGCUAUUACUGUCUAAUUAACGUAAUGUCUUGUGAUAUAUUAGGCCUAAGAGAGAGAUAGUGGUUUUUCAUAUUUACUGUAAAUAUUUAUUUAAGAAAUUGCGCUCUUUGAAACGGUCCAAAUGGAAUAAUUUAUUUUAUUUUCAUAUUCGGGGAAAUGUUAGCGAGCACUAAACUGGGUGAAAUUUAGUACACAAUAAAACGAACAAAAACGAAAUUCCAGACAUAUCUUCCAUACUUUACUUAUUGAUAUUAAUAUCUAACGUAUAAAACUAUUAGAACAGUUUUAUUAUAGUUAUGUUCACCUCUGAGACGAACGCACCUAUCUAUUGUAUUAUAAAAUAGUUAGUGCAGAAAAAAACAAUUGUACCUGUAUUUAAAUAUAUCUAGAAAACGUAGUACAUGUAGGUCUAGAAAUAGUGAUAGAUUAGGUAUAGAUAGUAUAAAUAAAUGGAUGACUGAAGGCAAAAAGAUAGUUCAGUGGUUUCUAAUCAUGUUUUAUAUUAAAUGAUAACAAAUCCAUCAAACCAAUUCUCUCUUUUAUGUGUAAUUAUAUUUAUAUUUUGUGCUAACUUAGUAUGCCAACCACUUUAGGCAAACUAUCGUAGAAACUAGUGAUGAGCAAAAUUGGUUUUAGUCUUGUAGUCUUGGUCUUACGAAAAUGCAUACUAUUCUUUUAUAUUAAUCAUUAAUUAUUAUCAAUUAGUCAAUUAUUGGAGGAAGGGCCAAUUUAUUCAUUGGGGGAAGGGUAUGUUCUCGAGUUUGUAUGAUAGAAAAUUUCAGCAAUUAAGACAAGUCUAGAAAUAUUGGAGUAAGACCAAGGCCAAGAAUAAAUAAGUAAGGCCAAGACCAAUACUAAGACCGGGACAGUCUUGAUCUAAGCAUUUUGGAAAAGAAAAAUGUUCUCGUUUCUCUCAGCCAAUUUCAUCUUAAAGAAAAUACAUUUGAGAACAAGGUAGAGAAUUCGUCAGCACAUCUUCAUAAUAAUUAUUAUUUAUGUUAUUAUAAACUAAUUAGACAAGGGCAGUUGGUGAAACAGGAAAGUUGAUCAAACGAGAGUUGACGAAUGGAAACUAACAUUUCGAUCGUUUGGGUAUCAUUUGGCGUGAGUUAUCAUUAGAAAUCAAUGAACUAUUGAUCUCUGAAAUCGCCCAUUUAUUAUUCUAUCUAUCACCCUCUGUAGGUAUGUUUAAUGUGUGUGAUUAAUGCUGUCUCGAUUUGAUAAAUAGUUCAUCUCCGUUUACAUCAUGUAGACAUUGUCCUGCCAGUAUUAGUGGUAAGCUUUACAUUAGCAAUAGCUUUAACAUAUCUUUUAAAACUACUUAUUGCAUAUCAGCCUAAUUAGAAUAGCGACUGUCGAUGCGCUAGUCGGUACAAUAAAAUACUAUUUCCUUAUGUGAUAGGUGGUUAUCUGUAGUAAGUACCAACAAUAAGUAGAAAAAAAUGUGAGUACAAUUUUAAAAUUUUAAUAUCGUAAAUUAUGGAAAAUUCUAUUGAGACUACAUUUUUUAAUUAUAUUGAACAAUUUUGUAUUGUCAAGUUUUGUUAACACUGCUUCAAAUUUAAUGUAGGUACAUAAAUAAAUUCACUAAAGGGUGUUACUAAAAAAUAUAAGUAUUUAGUAGAGGAAAUAAGAACUUUUCUCUGAGCUUUUCAAUCUUUGGUUACAACCCUAA
This is a messenger RNA of Agrilus planipennis (emerald ash borer), 4124 nucleotides long. RefSeq lists its product as uncharacterized. Lineage: Eukaryota; Metazoa; Arthropoda; Insecta; Coleoptera; Buprestidae. Gene Ontology annotation, molecular function: heme transmembrane transporter activity; heme binding. Bases 1 to 1461 code for a protein of 486 amino acids. Gene Ontology annotation, cellular component: membrane. Gene Ontology annotation, biological process: transmembrane transport; heme export. The transcript is spliced from 8 exons. The record is from RefSeq and is a predicted model, not a curated record.